AUGGGGCCUCGGUGCAGGACGGGCGGAUGUGCUCGGACGCAUCCUGUCCAGGUCCUCUUUCGCCCCCGUCCCCGCCUCAAAUCCUCCUGCUUCUCCUCGUCCUCCUCCUGCUCCUCCAGGGGCCCCCUCCUCGUCUUUUGCGCGCGAGCACUCGAGACGUCCGCCGCCUCGAUUGCGCGGUCGCCGAGCGCGCGGUUGCCCCGCCAGCGCCAGCGGCCCGCAAUAGGUGGGCUGCCUUCUUUAGAGGCCGCCCGGGUCCGGCUUCGAGCUGCUGUGCGCGGUUCCAGUGUGUGCCUCUCAGAUGGGGUCCGAACCCUGGAUUCCUUCUCCAUUGCUUCUUUAUCCAUUGCCCUCACCGUAGUUGCUUCUUCCUUUGUGGCUUGCCUCAUGCCGCUCUGGAGCGUCUCGGACGCCCUGCGCCGCGGUCGUUGUAUAGCACGGCCUGCCCGCGGGACGGUCGCCGUGCGCUCGGCCAGGCAGGGCCUGGCGGCGGAGGGGCGGAGGCAGGCGCGCACGGGGCAGGCGAGGGCGAGCGCGAGCGAGGGCGAGGAUGGCAGUCAAGGUGCUGCCCCAGACACGCUCGCGUCGUGA
This is a messenger RNA of Prorocentrum cordatum, 591 nucleotides long. Lineage: Eukaryota; Dinophyceae; Prorocentrales; Prorocentraceae. The record is from the annotation of a GenBank genome assembly.